AUGACAAUCCUGCAAAUGCUGUCUUGUGGUUUGGUUUCAAUAGUCCUACUUACAUCCCCUUUUCCCACCCUCGGUCAAGCUGAAGACAAGGUUUGUGACGCUUCAACUGGCAACCAGAAUUGUCCCAAUGAACUUGAUGGCUUCGGAAUACAGGACAACAAUGACGACAAGGCGUAUGAUUUGGUUCAAUCCAUGAUGAAAUCUCUGCAAGAACAUGAUGACGGCUUCUUCAACCAGGAUAAGCUUGAAAUCCGUCGUCGGAUACCAAAUGAUGCUUCUUCACCGUUGGGUAUCUUUGCUACGGACGACAUCUCAUCAGAUGAAUUGUUGCUAAAGUUUCCUGCGGAAUCUCUGAUACGCAUUGAACCCUCUGGGUCGUACGACGAGGACACUUGUCGAUUGAAAGAUGCACUAAUGGAAGAAAUGAAAAAGGGCGAAGAAUCUGAAUUCAAAGAUUACAUUGACCUUCUGCUGCUUCAGACACCCACAAUUCCAGCAGCUUGGUCCGAUCAGGGUCAAGUAUUGUUGCAUCACAUGCUUACGGAUACCGGUAUGAGCGACGGAAUGGAGAGACUACUGCCUCCAAGCGAUCCGACAUCGCUCUAUGACAUUACUUGCUACGACGACGAGGAUGAAGUGGAAGAGAAACUUUUACAUUUCGCCGUCAUCAACGGAUAUGACAUUCUAAUGGCACCUGUGUACGACGUCAUCAAUCAUUCCAAUCACCCCGACAAGAUCAGCGUCAAGAAUACUAGCGUGCAAAGAAAGCACGGAUUCGAAGUCUCAGCAUCUAGAGGCAUCAAACAAGGUGAAGAACUUUUACAUUCCUACAACCGAUGUCUAGAUUGUGACGGGGAUUCAGAUAUCUUUGGAACUCCCGAAAUCUUUCGAAACCAUGGAUUCGUGGAAGAUUAUCCUCAACGAUAUGAACUCUUUGGGGGCCACUUUGACGAAGAAGACGCUGGCUUUGACAUUGUCGAAAGAAAUGGCACUCUUUCUGUGGAGUGGUUGAAGAAACCAUUCUUUAAUGGAGGCAGAAUACCAAUUAUGAGACGACAGCUAAAACGGUUGGAUCAAUUCCAAUUCGAGGAACUAAUGCCUGCCAAAACGACGCUUCACGAGACGGAGUGGAAUUUACUUCAUCAAUACUACGAAGCUUUGACCGUGGCAUUGUCGCUGGCUCUGUCGGAUGCCGACGCUGAUGAAUUUGACGAAACGUUUGAUUAUAACUUUGAUCCCAAGGUUGAAUAUUGUCUACCUGAAGACACGCAUGUCAUUAACAAACUUGACAAGUAUCGGGAUGUAAUUUAUCAAUCGGAGACUCUCAUCUGGGCAUCAAAACACUUUCACCCCAUUGAUUCAUUGCAAUCCGAAUAUCAAACGAUUGAAUACUACAAAGAACCAAAGACAAAGGAUGUGUGUUUUUACAUUGAUGAUAUCUUUCAAAUGUGUGGGUCAUACUGGCCGUAUUAUCAUGAGAUGCAAGUUCACAAAGCGGCAAAAUAUCUAAAGGAUGAUAUUAAACGAGUUCUCUUUGUCGGUGCAGGUGACAAUGGACUUUUGAAUGAAAUCGUCAAAUAUCCAUCCUUGGAGCUGGUGGUCGGUUUGGAAUUGGACCAGCAUGUCUCGAGACUGGCAUUUAAGCAUUUUGCAGCAAAGCCACACUUUGACAAUCCCAAGGUACAAUGGUGGUUUGGAGAUGCAUCCAAGACGCUAUUCAUGCUACCGAAAGAGUAUUUUGGGUCAUUCGAUAUGGUCCUGGUGGACUUGUCGGAUACUGUCUUGUCACUCACUGUUUCUGGUGAACUUGAUGUGGUUGGGGCACUCUCAUUGCUCCUUCGACCAGGUGGGGUCUUCUCCAUGAACGAAUUGUUCUUUCGACGCGUUAGCGAUGUAUUCAAGCACACUGUCUACUAUCAGUUUACGGGUGUUCCAAAGGUCCUUGACCAAGGUUUCAUUUUUGCUAGUAAUGAUAUUGACUUGCUGCACCAAGACUUGACGGAUCACGAAAUUAAGAACAUCCAUGUAGAAGACUCGAUUCUGAAGACGGACCAUCGAUUCAGACACGUGCAUGACUACCGACGCAACCCCCACAGCUCAUCGCAACAGAUCUGCCAAGACUCGAGUGAACAGAAAGCAGAGCUAACAUGGCAAGAGACAAGUUUUGGAAUUUUUAUGGCGAUCGAGGCAGAGGACCUUGAAAGCUCUGAACUGGGAUCGCGAACCAAAGUACAAGCCAGAAUCGAAUCCGCAUUGACGAAUGCGGGGUUUCGUGUGAUUGAAUCCACCAAUGAUAGUUUGACAGACAAUGUUUUUGUAGUGGUGAUGGAAGAAGGAUACGCGACGGUCCGACUGCACGAGGAAGAAAAGUAUGUCGGUUUUGACACUGUCUUGUGGAGUUCCUUCAACAAUCAGGAAACAUUAAAAGAAGUACUUGUGGAAUCAGUUGGUGGUUCGAUUUCCGCAACUUCUUCCUUCCGAAUUGUCACUGGUGGCAUGUUUGGUACCAAAGCUUGGAAAGAAGACCGAAAGAGCCAUGGGCCCGAGAUCGUAAACGAAUGCCCCAAAGCAGAAAAGAAGAAGUUUGUCAAACCAGAAAAUGUCUUUCCGGUUGCACUUGAAGGAAGUAUGGAUCUUGUUCAAGACAAAGGCAAAUUUGUGGUCGCAGUCCUUUGCCCCCCUGCAGGGGUACCAUGCGAGAGCAUCGAUCUGUUGAAGAAGCAUUCAAAGGUUGCUUCAGUUGCCAGUUUCAAUGCUUGCGCCGAAACGGAAUCCUUGAACGAUGACAAACUCUGCAGCAUUGAAUCUGCUGCCAAGCAAAUGGACACGAUAUCCUCAUCCAAGAUUCGAGCCAUGGUGGUCGAUGCGGCUUGCCCUCCAUCCAUGGAAGACUUGCCAUUGGCGAUGAAGCGAAAGGGUAUCUUUGCUUCCGAUGUCCUUGCCAUGGCCACCAUCAGCUCACGUCACGAGCUCUGGAGACGGCAAUUGGUUGAUAAGAUACGUCGCAAAGUCGUGCCAGUAGACCCAGUCUUUCGAGCUCAUGUCGUUUUCAACUCAACGUCAGAUGAACUCAGCAGCAGCACGGAGCUUGCAAUCACAUCUUCUGGGGAUGAACUCUUCAUGGAGCACUUGAGGGAAUCGGUUGCCAAGAUGCAAAAAACGAGUGGUUUAGAUCUGCAUGUUAGCAACAUUUUGGGAGGGCUUUGGAGAGAAGAAACCCGCUGGGUUUUCCCUGACGAAGAGGCUUCGAAACUGUUCUAUCCAGAAGAUUAUGAUCACUCAAGCUCGUUGGAUCAAUAUAUGAGUCAACGUCCACUGGGAAUUCAAGCCGUUGUCCAACUUCAUAAUUUAGCGCCGCUCGAGAUGAAUGAAGAAAUCGAAUAUACUCUUUAUUUGGAAAAUGACGAAACCUUCAAAUCCAACGUCAAGACAGUCAAUGGUAACGGCGUUUAUACCGUCUUUGACUUCUUUGGAGACGACUUGAAUCUACCAAGGUACAGAUUAAAGAGCCUCAGCGGAGAUGGCGUCGCCAACUUGACUGCAUCAGAUAUGAAAGAGGCCUUUGAUGUCGUUUUUGUCAGCGAGAAUGAUAAGAAUCCCAUGUACACAAAUACUUUUGAAGGAAUCGGAGAAGGCACUGUAUUCGUUGCGAUUUGGGAAGACGGUCAAGCCAUUAUGGUUUGGGACGGGCGCCAUACUGUGGAUCUGAAUGUGUACUGUGAGGAUUUGGGAACCUUCCAAAUGAUACAGAAUCGCAUUCAAGGAAGGCUACUAACGUUGAAGAUACAUUUGUUGGACAUACACCCUAGAGGAUAUGGUCAUGUCGUCAAUUUCGCAACUGACAAGGAACAACAUCCAACCCCACAUUGGUUUGAUGACGUUGAAAACGCCAAAUAA
Molecule: messenger RNA, 3897 nt
Organism: Cylindrotheca closterium
Lineage: Eukaryota; Bacillariophyta; Bacillariophyceae; Bacillariales; Bacillariaceae
Source: the annotation of a GenBank genome assembly